Salarias fasciatus (jewelled blenny) is the source of this 3894-nucleotide messenger RNA. It is a transcript of the gene nlgn4xa, whose product is annotated as neuroligin 4 X-linked a. The coding region runs from base 233 to 2683 and encodes 816 amino acids. Gene Ontology annotation, cellular component: membrane. Gene Ontology annotation, molecular function: neurexin family protein binding. The transcript is spliced from 5 exons. NCBI's taxonomy places the organism in Eukaryota, Metazoa, Chordata, Actinopteri, Blenniiformes, Blenniidae. The record is from RefSeq and is a predicted model, not a curated record.
UCUCUGAUCUGGACCCGAGCCUCUGGGAGCCUUCUCCUCCUGCACACCCCUCCGGCUGCUGGCCCCGCCCUGCAGGCUCUCGGGAUGGGGGGCUCCGAGACGGCGUCUGUCCUUGGCGGGGGCUCCUUCGACCAGCUCACCGCCUGAGGGCGAGCACAGCGGCGUCUCGGUGGAGGGGCGGGGUGGGGGCGCCCGCGGGCGGACCACGACCACGGAUCGAGCCAGCGCCAUCAUGUCGGCCCCCGGGGGCCCUUCGUGGAUGUGCGGCCUCCUGGUGUGGGUGGGGCUGGUCACGGCGAGCGUGAGCGCGGCCCAGCAGCAGCCGGUGGUCACUACCAAUUAUGGAAAAUUACGGGGGGUGAAGGUGACGUUACCCAACGAGAUCCUGGGCCCGGUGGAGCAGUACCUGGGGAUCCCGUACGCGCUGGCCCCGACGGGGGAGCGGCGGUUCCAGCCGCCCGAGCCCCCCAUGUCGUGGCCGGGGAUCAGGAACGCUACUCAGUUCGCCGCGGUUUGCCCUCAGUUCCUGGAGGACCGCUUUUUACUCAACGACAUGCUGCCGGUGUGGUUCACCGCCAACUUGGAUACGGUGGUGAGCUACGUCCAGGAGCAGAGCGAGGACUGCCUGUACCUCAACAUCUACGUCCCCACGGAGAACGAUAUCCAUGAUGAGAACGGCCUAAAGCCGGUCAUGGUCUACAUCCACGGAGGCUCGUACAUGGAGGGAACCGGGAACAUGAUCGACGGCAGCAUCCUGGCCAGCUACGGAAACGUCAUCGUCAUUACAAUCAACUACCGACUGGGAGUUCUGGGGUUUCUAAGCACAGGAGACCAGGCGGCCAAGGGCAACUACGGCCUGCUGGAUCAAAUCCAGGCUCUCAGGUGGAUCAAAGAAAACAUCCAGGCCUUCAAAGGAGACCCCAAGAGAGUGACCAUUUUUGGCUCCGGAGCCGGGGCCUCGUGCGUCAGCCUGCUCACACUCUCACAUUACUCAGAAGAUUUGUUCCAGAAAGCCAUCAUCCAGAGCGGCACGGCGCUGUCCAGCUGGGCCGUCAAUUACCAGCCUGCCAAGUACACGCGCGCCCUGGCUGAGAAGGUGGGCUGCAACAUGCUGGACACCAUCGACCUGGUGGAGUGCCUGCAGAAGAAGAACUACAAGGAGCUGAUCGAGCAGUACAUCACGCCCGCCAAGUACCACAUCGCGUUCGGGCCGGUGAUCGACGGCGACGUCAUCCCGGACGACCCCCAGAUCCUCAUGGAGCAGGGCGAGUUCCUCAACUACGACAUCAUGCUGGGGGUCAACCAGGGCGAGGGCUUCAAGUUCGUGGACGGCAUCGUGGACAGCGAGGACGGCGUGUCCGCCAACGACUUCGACUUCGCCGUGUCCGACUUCGUGGACCACCUGUACGGCUACCCGGAGGGCAAGGACACGCUGCGCGAGACCAUCAAGUUCAUGUACACCGACUGGGCGGACAAGGAGAACCCGGAGACCCGCCGCAAGACGCUGGUGGCGCUGUUCACCGACCACCAGUGGGUGGCGCCGGCCGUGGCCACGGCCGACCUCCACGCGCAGUACGGCUCGCCCACCUACUUCUACGCCUUCUACCACCACUGUCAGAGCGACAUGAAGCCCAGCUGGGCCGACUCGGCGCACGGCGACGAGGUGCCCUACGUGUUCGGGAUCCCCAUGAUCGGCCCCACCGACCUCUUCAACUGCAACUUCUCCAAGAACGACGUCAUGCUGAGCGCCGUCGUCAUGACCUACUGGACCAACUUCGCCAAAACGGGGGAUCCAAACCAGCCCGUCCCACAGGACACAAAGUUCAUCCACACCAAACCCAACCGGUUCGAGGAGGUGGCCUGGACCAAGUACAACCCGAAAGAUCAGCUCUACCUUCACAUCGGCCUCAAACCUCGAGUCCGGGAUCACUACCGCGCGACCAAAGUGGCCUUCUGGCUGGAACUGGUCCCGCACCUUCACAACAUCAACGAAUUCUUUCAGUACGUCUCCACCACCACCAAGAUCCCGCCGCAGGACACCACGCCGUACCCCUACACCAAACGCUUCCCGGGCAAGAACAACUGGCCGUCCACCACCCGCCACCCGGGGGUCCCGCCCACCAACACCAAGCAGACCACGGAUCAGCGCAAGAGCGGCGACCUGACGGACGAGUCCACCGUGGUGAUCGAGACCAAGCGGGACUACUCCACCGAGCUGAGCGUCACCAUCGCCGUGGGGGCGUCGCUGCUCUUCCUCAACAUCCUGGCCUUCGCCGCGCUGUACUACAAGAAGGACAAGCGGCGGCACGAGACCAACCGCCGCGUGCCCACGCCGCAGCGCAACUCGGCCGCGCCCAACGCGCCGGCCGCCGCCAACGACGUGGCGCACCUGCAGAGCGAGGAGCUGAUGUCUCUGCAGAUGAAGCAGCAGCAGCUGGAGCACGAGCACCACCACGAGUGCGAGCCGCUGCAGACCCACGACACGCUGCGGCUCACCUGCCCGCCCGACUACACCCUGACUCUGCGCCGGUCGCCCGACGACAUCCCCCUCAUGACGCCCAGCACCAUCACCAUGAUCCCCAACUCUCUGGCUGGCAUGCAGCCUCUGCACAACUUCAACACCUUCGGCGGCAGCCAGAACAGUACCAACCUGCCCCACGGCCACUCCACCACGCGGGUAUAGCUCCGCCCGCCGCCCGCUAACUGUGUGAAGCACAGACUUCCAAAGUCCCAGCAGAUCUUAUUUUGCUACCAUGCCUUCUUGAAGAGUAUAUAGUGAUCAUAAAACUCAUGGAAAAUAUUAAAAGUGAAUGUUCUCUAGUAAUAACUUCGUGGAGAAAAGCUUCAUGGAAGGAAACUUACCAAAAGACAAGGCAGCCAGAGGAUGACUGUUAAUGUUCUUACGAUACUGACGAAGAAGCUUCUGGAGGCUUUUUGUGCCAUAAAACACACAACAGGAAGGCGAGGUUGUUGAAAAGCAUCAAUGGAGCAUCAUGAGUCUUCAUGCAUCAGACUUCUUGGGCACAGAAAUUUACACCCAGCCUGAAAUGUAUUUAUGAAAACUUUGCAAAAAAAAACGAAAGAAGAAAAAAAAAAAGAAAAUUAAAGAAGCUAUAUAGUUGUGCGUGGAAAAAGUUUUAAAAAAGAGAUUCUUCUUUUUCAGUUUGGCUGAGAUCUUUUGCGUUCAGCUCGUGCUUUCUGUUGAGAUGUGUGUAAAUAUAUCUGAACAUCCUUCUUUUUUCCCCACCUGUUAGUUUCCACUGAAAUGACCAAAUUGCGAACACAAUCCCACCCCGUUCAUCACACACCAGUGCUGUCUCGUGCAUUGCUUUGUGUCCGCUCUUUAGACAUUGCAUGUCCGGGAAGAGCUUUCUUUUUUUCAGCGGCAGUCUGAGGAGGAGGAGCAGCUGGAUCCCAUCAACCGCUCUCACUGUUUUCUGUCUCCUCAGUCUCAGCACUGAGCUUACAAUGUGACCAGCAAUGUAUUAUUUAGAACUGAAGAACGCAGUGAGUUUUAUUUUCUUUUUUCUUUUUUUGUAUUUCUCUUAGUUGGAUAUGUUUGUAAAGAAAUAUAUGUUAGAUAUUUCAAAUUGUCAUAUGCUAGCAAUAUGUAAGGUAUUGUGCCAGGCUUGUGAUAUUUUGGGUUACUCAAGCAAGUGAAUGAGUGUAAAUAUUAAUAUUAAUUAUUAUAAAAUUGCAACACAGUAAUCAUUAACUCUCUUUCUGUUUUGCAUCCUAUGAAAAAAAAAACACAAAACAAAACAAACAAAAAAAAAAAAGCAAACAAAACAAGGAAAAUAUGGACGUACCUCCAGAAGAUUUUAAGCAACAUUUGUAAGAUAUAUGAAAAAAAAAUCUAUUCUUGCCAUUUGGUCCUGAAACCAGUCGAGAUAA